Callithrix jacchus (white-tufted-ear marmoset) is the source of this 8441-nucleotide messenger RNA. RefSeq names its product kinesin family member 2A (gene KIF2A). The record is from RefSeq and is a predicted model, not a curated record. Gene Ontology annotation, biological process: microtubule depolymerization; microtubule-based movement. NCBI's taxonomy places the organism in Eukaryota, Metazoa, Chordata, Mammalia, Primates, Cebidae. Gene Ontology annotation, cellular component: microtubule. Gene Ontology annotation, molecular function: ATP binding; microtubule motor activity; microtubule binding.
CUGCGCAGGCGCGCGGCACCCCGCCUCCCCAGCGACUGCUCCCGGGCGGGCGGUGCGGGCCCUCCCACUCUACCCCGCGCCGCCUCACGGCCCCGGCCCUCGCUUCACCCUGACGCCCCGGCGUGCGCGUCCUCCUGCCGGCCUGCAGGCUCGGGGCCUCCGCCUGCUUCCCCACAGCUGCUCCUCGCGGCCCCGCUCCCGUUCACGCUGUCGCCCGGGCCGGCACGGCCGCGGGCAACCGCUCCCCUCCCACACCUACCCCGCCCCCUCCCCGCCUUUUCCGCCCUCCCGUUCCCCUCCCUCGGCCCGCUGCCGCUGCUCCAGAUGAGGUGAUGGCAACGGCCAACUUCGGCAAGAUCCAGAUCGGGAUUUACGUGGAGAUCAAGCGCAGCGAUGGCCGAAUACAUCAAGCAAUGGUAACAUCUUUAAAUGAAGAUAAUGAAAGUGUAACUGUUGAAUGGAUAGAAAAUGGAGAUACAAAAGGCAAAGAGAUUGACCUGGAGAGCAUCUUUUCACUUAACCCUGACCUUGUUCCUGAUGAAGAAAUUGAACCCAGCCCAGAAACACCUCCACCUCCAGCAUCCUCAGCCAAAGUAAACAAAAUUGUAAAGAAUCGACGGACUGUGGCUUCUAUUAAGAAUGAGCCUCCUCCAAGAGAUAAUAGAGUGGUUGGUUCUGCACGUGCACGGCCCAGUCAGUUUCCUGAACAGUCUUCCUCUGCACAACAGAAUGGUAGUGUUUCAGAUAUAUCUCCAGUUCAAGCUGCAAAAAAGGAAUUUGGACCCCCUUCACGUAGAAAAUCUAAUUGUGUGAAAGAAGUAGAAAAACUGCAAGAAAAACGAGAAAAAAGGAGACUGCAACAGCAAGAACUUAGAGAAAAGAGAGCCCAGGAUGUUGAUGCUACAAACCCAAAUUAUGAAAUUAUGUGUAUGAUCAGAGACUUUAGAGGAAGUUUGGAUUAUAGACCAUUAACAACAGCAGAUCCUAUUGAUGAACAUAGGAUAUGUGUGUGUGUAAGAAAACGACCACUCAAUAAAAAAGAAACUCAAAUGAAAGAUCUUGAUGUAAUCACAAUUCCUAGUAAAGAUGUUGUGAUGGUACAUGAACCAAAACAAAAAGUAGAUUUAACAAGGUACCUAGAAAACCAAACGUUUCGUUUUGAUUAUGCCUUUGACGACUCAGCUCCUAAUGAAAUGGUUUACAGGUUUACUGCUCGACCACUAGUGGAAACUAUAUUUGAAAGGGGAAUGGCUACAUGCUUUGCUUAUGGGCAGACUGGAAGUGGAAAAACUCAUACUAUGGGUGGUGACUUUUCAGGAAAGAACCAAGAUUGUUCAAAAGGAAUUUAUGCAUUAGCAGCUCGAGAUGUCUUUUUAAUGCUAAAGAAGCCAAACUAUAAGAAGCUAGAACUUCAAGUAUAUGCAACCUUCUUUGAAAUUUAUAGUGGAAAGGUGUUUGACUUACUAAAUAGGAAAACAAAAUUAAGAGUUCUAGAAGAUGGAAAACAGCAGGUUCAAGUUGUGGGAUUACAGGAACGGGAGGUCAAAUGUGUUGAAGAUGUGCUGAAACUCAUUGACAUAGGCAACAGUUGCAGAACAUCCGGUCAAACAUCUGCAAAUGCACAUUCAUCUCGGAGCCAUGCAGUGUUUCAGAUUAUUCUUAGAAGGAAAGGAAAACUACAUGGCAAAUUUUCUCUCAUUGAUUUGGCUGGAAAUGAAAGAGGAGCUGAUACUUCCAGUGCGGACAGGCAAACUAGGCUUGAAGGUGCUGAAAUUAAUAAAAGCCUUUUAGCACUCAAGGAGUGCAUCAGAGCCUUAGGUAGAAAUAAACCUCAUACUCCUUUCCGUGCAAGUAAACUCACUCAGGUGUUAAGAGAUUCUUUCAUAGGUGAAAACUCUCGUACCUGCAUGAUUGCCACGAUCUCUCCAGGAAUGGCAUCCUGUGAAAAUACUCUUAAUACAUUAAGAUAUGCAAACAGAGUAAAGGAGUUUGGAAUUAGUCCAUCAGACAUUCCCUUCUCACAGGGUAGUGGCAGUCGCCCUGAUCUCUCUCCUUCUUAUGAAUAUGACGACUUUUCUCCUUCAAUUACCAGGGUGAAAGAACUGACUGUAGAUCCAACUGCUGCUGGUGAUGUUCGUCCAAUAAUGCACCAUCCACCAAACCAGAUUGAUGACUUAGAGACACAGUGGGGUGUGGGGAGUUCCCCUCAGAGAGAUGAUCUAAAACUUCUUUGUGAACAAAAUGAAGAAGAAGUUUCUCCACAACUGUUUACUUUCCAUGAAGCUGUCUCACAAAUGGUAGAAAUGGAAGAACAAGUUGUAGAAGAUCACAGGGCAGUGUUCCAGGAAUCUAUUCGAUGGUUAGAAGAUGAAAAGGCUCUCUUAGAGAUGACUGAAGAAGUAGACUAUGAUGUCGAUUCAUAUGCCACACAACUUGAAGCUAUUCUUGAGCAAAAAAUAGACAUUUUAACUGAGCUGCGGGAUAAAGUGAAAUCUUUCCGUGCAGCUCUACAAGAAGAGGAACAAGCCAGCAAGCAAAUCAACCCGAAGAGACCCCGUGCCCUUUAAACCAGCAUUUGCUGCUAAAGGAUCCCCAGAACCCUCACUACUGUAACAUAAAACGGUUCAGCUGUAAGGGCCAUUUGAAAGUUUGAAAUUUUAAAGUGUCUGUGGAAAAUGUUUUGUCCUUCACCUGAAAUUACAUUUCAAUUUUGUGAAACACUCUUUUGUCUACAAAAUGCUUCUAGUCCAGGAGGCACAACCAAGAAUUGGGAUUAAUGAAGCAUUUUGUUUCAUUUAUGCAAAUAGUGAUUUACUUUUGGAGAUCCUUGUCAAUUUUAUUUUCUAUAUGAUGAAGUAAGACUGUGGACUCAAUCCAGAGCCAGAUAGUAGGGGGAAGCCACAGCAUUUCCUUUUAACUCAGUUCAGUUUUUGUAGUGAGACUGAGCAGUUUUUAAUCCUUUGCGUGCAUGCAUACCUCAUCAGUGACUGUACAUACCUUGCCGACUCCUAGAGACAGCUGUGCCCACCUUUUCCUGCUUUGUGCCUUGACUAAGGCUACUGACCCUAAAUUUCUGAAGCACAGCCAAGAAAAAUUACAUUCCUUAUUUGUCAUUGUAAAUUACCUUUGUGUGUACAUUUUUACUGUAUUUGAGACAUUAUUUGUGUGUGACUAGUUAAUUUUGCAGGAUGUGCCAUAUCAUUGAACGGAACUAAAGUCUGUGACAGUGGAUAUAGCUGCUGGACCAUUCCAUCUUAUAUGUAAAGAAAUCUGGAAUUAUGAUUUAAAACCAUAUAACAUGUGAUUAUAAUUUUUCUUAGCAUUUUCUUUGUAAAGAACUAAAAUAUAAACUAGUUGGUGUAUAAUAAAAAGUAAUGAAAUUCUGAGAAGAGUUUUAUCUUAGGAAAAUACAUAUAUAUGCAGUGUGUGUGCCAGUGUGGUAUUAACAAGACUAAUAGUGCAAUUUGAUCCUUAUCAAUAUGAUUACUUAAUUUGAAGUGUUCAUUAGCACCCUAAAACAUACCUUUUCUAUGUACUGUUAAAGGAAAUUGGCUUCUGAUGCAUGAACAUUUACAUGUACAUUGAAAGUAGUCCAUAAUAGAAGUUAGUUUAAGCCAAGUGUAGACAGUACAUUACACCCUUGAAAAAGAAUUAAGCUGCAAAAGAGUUGACUUUGCCUUAAAAGGCAGAUCUAACCCAAGCUCCAUCCAGUACCAAAUGUGAAGCUUCAUCAUUAUUUGGUGAGAAUCACCAAAUUCUCACAGUACAUUGGUGUAGGGCAUGCUACUUUUUAAUAAGGGCAGCACUUAUUUUUACAGAUUGCUACUCUAAGAAAGAAAACUGGCCACUUUUCAUGUAAAUAUUUUGUUAAAAGAUUUUGUAUAUCUCUCUAGGAGUUUUUCCUCAGUUCCCAGGAUAGGGUCUGGGAGUAGAUUAACAACUAAAAAUCUCCCAAGGAUAUCUUGUUUUGAUUUAUUUACUCUAGGGAACUACCAGCUCAUUCAUAGGAGCCAAAGGGAAGCUAUGAAUAGAGAGUCAUAUGAGCCAGAUUCUUUAUUGUUCAUAAAACCCAGAGAGUAGUUGUGAAAGAUCCUAAUACAAUUGUGAAAAGCUCUGUAAACAUGAAAUCUAAACCAAAUGUAGAUUUUCACAAUAUGCUUAUUAAUAAAUGAAGUCUAUGGAAUGAGUUUUAGAGAUAAUUUACUUCAAUACAAUCACCUUUGUUUUGGAAGGGACUCAGGUUUUCUAGCAGCUGUAAGAUAUAUUCUAUUUGUGUUUAUUUCAAAGGGAAGAGGAAGAAUGGAGAACUGUUACAAUUGACCUUGCAGAGGCUGUUUAAAAAGUAGUUUUUGAGAUUAACCAAACUUCAAAGGGCAAUAAAGAUGUGUGAAUUUGCUCAUUUGAAAGCACAACAGAUUAGCUUCAAAUUUAUUAUUUGCAUUGGAUGGGUACUAUGUUUGGAAAGUCUCCUUAUAGACAAAUAUGCUGCCUUACUCUAUGAUGGCUUCAUUCUGAUCCGGUAUUUAAAAAAUUAGUACCAGAAAAGAUCUUGAAGGUAGUAUAAUACAGUCCUUCAGCUUUACACAGAUAGUUAAAACUGAAGGCCAGAAAAGGAACUAAGACUCAGCAGUUUAUAGGGGUAGAGGGAACUAACCUAAGAAAGCCGAGUUAAAUGUUAAAUUGUUUUCUAUAAGGAUAGAGAUGAUACAAGUAAACUUUGCAAAAUAGUUUUGUGAGAUUAAACAAAAAAUUUGCCCUUAUGUAUAUUUCAUACUUGUUUAAAAAAAGCAGCUUGAUGCUUUUGUUCUGGAUUGAACGUUAAGAACAAGCAUUGUUUUAAUUAUAUAGUAACAUUUACUAUAUGACUCUGAAGCCAGAUUUCAAAAUCUGGCUUUGUUAAAUUAAUUGGAAACACUCCUUCUAUUAAUAUUAAGUUAGUUAUUUUAAAAAAAAAAGCCAAAUAAAGAUAUUUUUAUUAGUUUUUUAUAGAAAUAAAAUAGCUACUAUAAUUCUUUAUUAUAGUAUAUUAACAGCAGUUAGUAUUAUAUUGAUUUAAACAUAAGUAGCUAAUAAAACUUGUUUAUGACAUCUAUUGAAAUUCUCAAUCUGACAGUUUUAAAAUAGUUUAAAACUAAGCACCAGGUAUAUGAAAAAGGUACUGGAAAUUUUAGUUAUCCAGAAAUCAUAGGAAUACUGGGAACCUGUAGUUAUGGGAAAUGGCUGUUUUUCUGAAGUUGAAAGCAAACAUAAAACCAGUUUCAAUUUACAAAACCCUUUGAGAUUUUGCUAAGUUAUCUCCCUAAGAACUAAAAAGAUAAAGGUAAUUUUAUGUUAAUUUCAUUCCAGUUUAGCUUCUCAAUAUGCCUGGUACUGCCUGGUGGCAGUAGCAGGCUCAGGCUUACCCAGAACCCUAAGUCUGUUAUGCUGCAGGAUAGCGAAAGAGGUAGGCAAUCAUAACAGACAUUGUAUAGGAUAAAUAGGGAAGAGAAUGAGAGAAGCAAAAUAAAAAUGAGAAACAGUUGUUUUACUGUACAUGUGAAUAACAAGAAAUGGUAUGGGGAAUGUGAAUAACAUGAAAUGGUAUGGGGAAUGUGUGACUAGUGAAGCAUAUUUUAACUUUUUUACUACUGGAGGAACAGACCUAAAAAAGGCCUCACAGUAUAUUACACAGUAAAUAGAAGAGUAACAUCUUUAUACAAUAAACUGUUAGAAAUGAUAAGUUUAAGUAUAAAGUUGUGCGUAUCUGCGGCUCCUGAACAUGAAGAUUAUUAUUAAUAGAUUGGACCUGCUCUAUGUUAUAUAUUAAAAACAAACCAAAACAAAAAAGAACUUGCAUACUUAGAACUUUCCAACUAAAAAAUUCAGAAUAAUAAAUGGUGACAGCAGUAGUAGUAUUAAACCAAAAAUAGUCAAGUAAGGAAUGUCUCAGUAAAGCAAAAGCAUUAUCUUCUCAAAUAUAAAAAAAUGUAGAUUUCUUGACCUUGAAAAAUUCUGUUUUCCAAAUGCCUAGGAAAAAUGAAUACCUUCUGCGUUGAAUCCAUGUAGCAAUCUGAAAAAAGAAAUCAAAAUGGAACGGUACUGAAAACCUAAUUUGUAGCACCUAAUGGUAUAUAGUUUUAUACAAUUCUGAAAAACAUGAACACAGCAUGCUUACAGAGCCCACCCACUCCUAAUGCUAGUUACUAAAAAAAUGUUACUGGCUGGGUGCAAUGGCUCACACCUGUAAUCCCAGCACUCUGGGAGGCUGAGAUGGGUGGAUCACCUGAAGUCAGGAAUUUGAGACCAGCUUGGCCAACAUGGUGAAACCCCAUCUCUACUAAAAAUAUAAAAGUUAGCUAGGUGUGGUGGCACAUGCCUGUAAUUUACAGCUACUCGGGAGGCUGAAGCAUGAGAAUCGCUUGAACCUGGGAGGCAGAGGUUGCAGUGAGCUGAGAUUGUGCCAUUGCACUCCAGCGUAGGCAACAGAGCAAGACUGUCUCAAAAAAAGAAAUAUUACUGUCUGACUAAAUUUAUAAGAUAGAUAUAUAUUGGUUAAAAUAAUGCCAUGCUGGUGCUUCUUUCAUUAUAGCCUAUAUGUUAUAAUGAAUUUGACUAAAAUUGUCUUGGACUGACUGGCCGGGCGCAGUGGCUCACGCCUAUAAUCCCAGCACUUUGGGAGGCCGAGGCGGGUGGAUCACAAGGUCAAGAGAUCGAGACCAUCCUGGUCAACAAGGUGAAACCCUGUCUCUACUGAAAAUACAAAAAUUAGCUGGGCAUGGUGGCACGUGCCUGUAGUCCCAGCUAUUCAGGAGGCUGAGGCAGGAGAAUUGCUUGAACCCAGGAGGCGGAGGUUGCGGUGAGCCAAGAUCGUGCCAUUGCACUCCAGUCUGGGUAACAACAGCGAAACUCUGUCUCAAAAAAAAAAAAAUUGUCUUGGACUUUUGUUAUCCCAGGCUAAGAACUCAUUGGCACUUGUUUCAUUUCAACAUGGUAACUGAACAAGAAGCUGUUGGGAAUUGGCAGAAGUCAGAUGAAUGACCAAUCUUACAUGCCCAUUCUUCCUCUCUUGAGCUGUUAUUUAUAUUCAAAUUAAAUACACAUUGUUUCUCUCUGUAGAUACCUAUGUACUUAUUAGAUUCUAGUUAGUAAACUGUACAUGCUCAGUAACUGAGGAAAUUUAGUGAAAAUGAAGGAAAAAAUAAAACAUUUCACUUUAGACCUGAGGUUAUUUUUAGGCAGGCCCAUAGAAACAGGUCCAGAUAAAUUGUCUAAAAAAGCAAAGUAGGUACUUAAGAAUAGUAUUCAAUGCCUAGAAUUAACAUCAAAAAGACUCAGUAGUACUGCUAGCCACCCAAUAAAAUAUAAACUCCAUUUGUAUUGGUUAUAUAGAACUGUGCUUCCAGCUUAGAAAAAGUCAAACUAAUGACAUUUAUAACUAUCUACCCUCAUUGUUUAUUCAGCCUCUAGAACAUGGAAGCUUUAAAAGUGAAUUGGCUAAAUAGGCAAGAACUUCUGAAAGUUAACGUUUUAAUGACUAAAAACAGUUAAGUAGAGGUUAGUAAUUACCUGAGUAAUUAAUUGAAGCCUUUAUUUUUGUAAGACUUACUUGCUUAAUUCAAGCAAAACAAAUUUUUGUCUAAAUUACCUAGAUAAUUAUGACACCUUUUUUUUUUCUUUUUCUUUUUUUUUUUUUUUUGAGGGAAAAAGAAAAAGAAGGGGAAAAAAAGAAAAAGAGGGAAAAAGGAAUAUUACUUCAUUCCUAAAAUGGGUUUCAAUAAUGGAAUUAUGAUAUCUUUUUAUCUUAGAAGUGUAGAACUUGCCUCAGGCUACCAAAGUAACUAUGUAUUAUUACUAAACAGAUAACCAAGUAGGAUUGUGACUGACAUUAUUGUAUGCUUAACACUGAUUUAACAACAGCUAUUCCCAGUAAGGAAAUUUAUAAAAUCAGAUCCAGUUACAUGUAUUAUGAUUUUUCUACCUUUGGACUAUUUUGGAGGGAUAAGUUGUUAAGACUAAGACUAUGAAUGAGAGUUGAGGAGGGAAUGGGAAGGGAGGAACAUGCACACCAUAUUAACACAAAGGCAAUCUUCUGGCUCUGACUGUUCUUUACUACUGUUCUUAAAGAAAUGUUCAUUCUGCUGCAGCUAACUAGCCUCCAUCUUUUACACCAAAUACUAUUCCAUGCCAUGGAAGUGCUAUGCAAUAACUCUCCCCGGUAGCACCUUAUACCGCUUAAAAGCCUUUAAAAUCUCUAAUCUGAAGGUGUCACAGUAAAGAAAUGUAAACACUUAGGAAAACAAAAAUGUAAUUACCUGAUGAAGUCAUCUAUGUCCAUGGAACGGGCCCGUUUGUCACUAAAGCCUGUGCUGGUUAGGAUUUGCUGUAUUUUAUCUGCUAUGCUGAAAUCUUCUGGUAUUAUCUAUCAAUAUAAGAUUCAGAAUAAAUGAACAACAUAUCUUUAA